AUGGAUCAACCCUCGAUGGCUGAAAAGGCUCAAAGUGAGGCAGACACUGAUGACUCGGCCAUGGUGGAGUCCACCGCCAUCACCAAAGGGUGUCCCCUCCCCAUGGUGAGUCCCACCAUCAUGGCAUAUCCCCUCAUCGUGGUGGAUCUCAAGACUUCCAUGACAAUGCCUUCUCCCGCCAUUCCCACCGCUCCCACCAUUCCCACCACUCCCCCGACCACGGUGAGGCCCACCAUCAUGGUGGAGCCCACCACUCCUCACCCCUCUUCCCGGAUACUUCCCGUGGCACUUUCAUAUCCCACCAUUCUUAUGGUGAGGACCACUUUGAUGAUGAGCACCACCACGGUAGCAAGAGACAUCAUGGGAGGCCCCACCAACACAGGGAGUCCUACCACCAUGGGGGGCCCCACCAACAUAGGGAGUCCCACCACCAUGGUGGGUUUCACCACCACAGUGAGGUUUCCCACCAUAGUGGGCUUUAUCACCAAGGUGAGCCUUACUACCAUAGAGACUUCUCCCACUCUGGUAGCCCUGCCCAACACAGUGAGGCCCAUCACCAUGGCGGGCACCAUCAUCAUGAAGCCCGUCACCACAGAAGGCCUGCCCCCAUGGGGUCCUACCGCCAUGACGGGCACCUCCACGGCCACCGUGCCGAGCACCUCCACGGAGAGCACCAGCACGGCGCGCAUCCUCGUGAUUACCUCCUCCGAGAUCACCGCUAUGGUAGCCCCCCAACCUAGCAAGCCAGACAGACAGAGCUCGGCCUUCAGCUUGGCUCGUUCCCUGAACACAGUGCACUCACACCCUGCCCAGACCUCCAGCAAAGUCCAUCCUCAGGGCUCCUCCUCUAAAACCUCGGAAAGCUGGCCCGAAGAAGACGAGCAGAUUCAGAAGCGCAAAACUGGCCGAGCCCCACGAACCCACAAGAAGCUGCACACUGUGGACCUCUUCUAUUCGUUGCGGGAAAAAUUAAGCCACCUCAUUUGGGGCCUUUCGAGAAUGCUCAGGAAACUGACUGACUCCCUGGCCUUUGAAGCCUUCAUCGUCUUCAUCGUCUGCCUCAACACCAUCAUGCUCGUGGCCCAGACCUUCGCUGAAGUCGAGGUCCGGGGUGAGUGGUACUUCAUGGCCUUGGACUCCGUCUUCCUCUGCAUCUACGUGGUGGAAGCUGUGCUCAAAAUCAUUGCUCUGGGCCUCAAGUAUUUUUUGGACCCCUGGAAUAACCUGGAUUUCUUCAUCAUGGUCACGGCUGUGCUGGACUUCAUGCUCAUGCAGGUCAACUCUUUCUCCAUGCGCAUGGUCUACAACCAAAGCAUCUUCCGCAUCUUCAAGGUCUUCAAGAGCCUGCGAGCCUUGCGAGCUAUCCGGGUCCUGCGGAGGCUCAGCUUCCUGACCAGCCUCCAGGAAGUGACCGGGACCCUGGCCCGGUCCUUGCCGUCCAUCACCGCCAUCCUCAUCCUCAUGUUCACCUGUCUCUUCCUGUUCUCUGUGGUGCUCCGGGCACUGUUCCGCUACUCUGACCCCAAGCGCUUCCAGAACAUCUUCACCACCAUCUUCACCCUCUUCACCUUGCUCACCCUGGACGACUGGUCCCUCAUCUACCUGGACAGCCGAGCCCAGGGCGCCUGGUACAUCAUCCCCAUUCUCAUGAUAUAUAUCAUCAUCCAGUACUUCAUCUUCCUCAACCUGGUGAUUGCCGUCCUGGUGGAUAACUUCCAGAUGGCCCUGCUCAAAGGCCUGGAGAAAGUGAAGCAGGAGAAGGCCUCCCAGAUCCAUGAGAAGCUACUGGAUGACUCACUGACAGAGCUCAUCGAAGCAGAGCCUAAAGAGGUGAUAAGUGGACACACCAUACAGAAGCAGCUCAUUGAGAACAAAUUCGGAGCCAUGACUGAGAAGCAGCGGGAGCUCCUGUUCCACUUCCUGCAGCUGGUGUCCGGGGUGGAGCAUUUCCAGCAGAAAUUCCGCUCCCAGGCAGCUGUCAUCGAUGAGAUUGUGGACACCGCAUUUGAGGCUGGAGAAGAGGACUUCAGGAAGUGAUCCCCAGAGUGGCAGCCCGAGUCCAGACUUCAGCCUCUGGCAGGCUCUCCCCCGGGUCGGGCCAAGUCCCCAUCUCUGCUGGAAAGAUCACUGGGCCUGCAGGGC
This is a messenger RNA of Eubalaena glacialis (North Atlantic right whale), 2142 nucleotides long. RefSeq names its product cation channel sperm associated 1 (gene CATSPER1). Gene Ontology annotation, biological process: flagellated sperm motility; regulation of cilium beat frequency involved in ciliary motility; transmembrane transport. The transcript is spliced from 14 exons. Gene Ontology annotation, cellular component: membrane; CatSper complex. The record is from RefSeq and is a predicted model, not a curated record. NCBI's taxonomy places the organism in Eukaryota, Metazoa, Chordata, Mammalia, Artiodactyla, Balaenidae. Gene Ontology annotation, molecular function: voltage-gated calcium channel activity; calcium-activated cation channel activity. The coding region runs from base 1 to 2037 and encodes 678 amino acids.